Messenger RNA from Thelazia callipaeda (thelaziosis nematode), 465 nucleotides. Lineage: Eukaryota; Metazoa; Nematoda; Chromadorea; Rhabditida; Thelaziidae. The record is from the annotation of a GenBank genome assembly.
UUAGUACCAGCUGCAUACGGUGGGACAUGGCGGGAUGAGAGUGGUUAUGCGGAAUAUCCAGAAUAUGUAUGCCAAUCACCAGUAAAAAUAUUACCACAACAUUAUUACGAUCAAGAUUUACUGUGGCAAAAACAUGGUUUCACUAAACUUCCAUUACUCAAUUUCGAGAACAUCAAAGCAAUGAAAACUUUUGAAAUUAAAAAAACCUGUAAAUCAAACAUGCAAACUUUACUGUGGCACUUUACAGUAAGCAGUGAUGUCGAAUUUUCGAUAGUUAAGAUUGAUCAGGAUGGUAAUGAAGCAAUAGCAUGGCCUAAGAUAACACUUAUGAGUUUGAAAGCACCAGAACAAGGAUCAAUUACUUGCAAUCCUGGAGAAUACGUAAUUCGUUUCACGAAUCCAAGUAGAUUUUGGCUACCUGUGAAACUUUACUUUGUCGUCUCGCUUUGUCCAAAAAAUGUUUAG